AUGUCAGGCGCCAGUUCCAUAAAGAAUAGAACGCGAUUUUUGUAUAAUUUAUAUUUAUUUGGAUAUGUGUGCAUGAAAAGCGAAAGCGAAAACACUACUAAAAAAUUAAUUAAACAUUUCUUUUAA
This is a messenger RNA of Vairimorpha ceranae, 126 nucleotides long. RefSeq lists its product as hypothetical. Lineage: Eukaryota; Fungi; Microsporidia; Nosematidae. The transcript has a single exon. The record is from RefSeq and is a predicted model, not a curated record. Bases 1 to 126 code for a protein of 41 amino acids.